CACCGUUUUGACAUGUAAAAAAAGUGCUGUUAACGCAACAUCUUUUUGAAAUCUACAUUGCAAAAAUAUGCUUCAAUUAGAGCAAAGAGUUAUAAAGUAAUACUAAUAUUUAAAUUAAAACUGCGCAUAUAAAAUGGAAAAUUCUACGUUAAAUAGGGCUCACCAAGAACAACGAAAAGCCGAUGCUCUAUUGAAGCAAAAAAAGUUCGACGAUUGCCUGGCAUGUCACCAAAAUGCAAUUGAACUAUUAAAUCAAACAAUCAAAGGCACAGAACACCCGAAAGCUUUGGAAUCGUUUAAUUUGCAAGUGGAACACCAUGAAAGACAAAUCAGAUUGAUAACAAUCAAGAAAAUUCAGUAUGAAAACCUGAAAAACGUCGACAAUUUCAAGACUGAUGUUCACAUAAGCAAUGAGUUGGAAAGUCAGAUUAGCGAUGAAAGUUUGCAAGUUAUUUAUGCUACAAUGGAGCAGCAUGAUUCUUUUAUAAGUUACUUAAUUAAAAGAGAGUCUGGAAGUGAUAAUGACAGUUGUUCUGUGAGUGAUAAUGAUGAGAAGGUUGAAAAGGGGGUGUUUACUGGUUUCAAGCAUCCAAAAGAUGAUGCUACUAUUGUUGAAGAGUUCAAGGAGCUGUGUAAAUCCUACAGGGAUUCAAUUAAAAUCCUGUUGGUACAGCUUGAGGAACGAAACAGGGAAGUUAAAGAACUUAAGUACAAAGUUAGACAAUUGGAGCAGGAUAAAUUUAAAGCUCAAUCAAAAAGCAACAAUAGCCUGAAAGUAAUAACAGACUCUUCAGGUGCGACUUCACCAUAUGUGUUCUCUCCUUCAAGCGAACUAAGUCCAGAUGUUAGGGAAACCAACGAGUUAUUACAGUUAGCCCCUCUUGAAAUGCCAAAUUUCGAUUUUACUAAUUUUACUAGUAGCUUAUCAUCCACUAUGAGCCAAAAUAAUAAUAAUUAGUUUAUAUAUUUUUUAAUUAAUAGUUAGUUUAGUUGAUUCUCCCUUUUAAAUUUAAGUUUUUCAUUUUAUUUUAGGUUUAUAGUAUGAACUUUAUACUAUUGAAUUUAAUUCUUAACUUAAAAAAUCA
Molecule: messenger RNA, 1085 nt
Organism: Brassicogethes aeneus
Lineage: Eukaryota; Metazoa; Arthropoda; Insecta; Coleoptera; Nitidulidae
Source: the annotation of a GenBank genome assembly